UUUCACAAACUUCACAACAUUCGCGCCAAAUACGUUCGUCGUGUUGUGCUUGUGAGACUGUGUUCCCUUUUACUGUGAAAUAUUGGUACAAAAAUGCCGAGAAAAUUGCAGCAUAAUAACAACAAAUUUACUUCACCAAUUACUUGGGUUGGCAAGCAAUACCAUCCAGAUAUAAAUAGUGUUAAGCUUCAGUUUUCGGCGUUCUACUCGAAAUGUAUCUUUGGUGCGCUUACACUGGAGGUGGGAAACUACGUGCUCGUGUCCGACAUGGAUGCGGCUGAACCCGACUCGGUGGAUGGUUGCGAUGUGGCCCGUAUUGUACACAUGUACGAGGUGUUAAACACUGACUGCACCAAUAUGGAUCCGUGCCGUGCAAUCGUCGAGUGGUAUUCUAGACCAUCAGCCCUGCCGGGUAAAAUCAAUAACGACGAGAACUACGCUUUCGACCCACGUGAAGUUAUUGCCGAUGCGCGCUUCAGUCCGGAUAUUUCGAUCGAAACAAUUUUCAGCCUGUGCUGUGUCGUGCAUGUGUCGCCGCAAGUAAAUGUAAAGGAACUACAGCUGCUGAAACCUUCCCCAAACUGUCCAACAUUUUUUGCUCGCUACAAGUUGGUGAAAUCAACCGGCAGAAGGUGGAACCUUGACCCAUUGAUCCAGAAGCCCGGGGCGGCAGUUAGCCCACGGAAAAGAAGAUCCAUGUACGAUAGAUCAAACGUGGCUACGACGGAAGCUCCCAAAACACCGAAGCUUAAGCUUACGCGUACCAAGUCGAUGGAGAACAUGGCAAUACUGACUCCACAACAGAAGUCCAAACUGCUGGAGGAUCGCUGGGCAGUAAAGAUCGUGGAUGUGAAGCGUAACAUCGACGAUGUGGCGGACAUAUUGAGUGAGAUAGAUAUUAGCGAUAACGAAGUUAAAAAGACACCCUCGCGCCAAGCGAAGGGUCGCCGUAGUAGUAUGCACCUAAGGCUCAAUGCCAACCUCAAUACGUACGCAUCCAACAGCGGCACGGAAGACGAAUGUCUCAACUACUCGAUCGUGCGAGAUGAUGUAGCGAACGAGCAGCAUAUAAAGAUAAAGCUGCGCCUUUCGGAGAACCAGAAAAAUCCCGAAACACCCAGAUCGUUGCGCAAGAGGCUUCCGUCGUCGUCGUCCUCCGUGUCACAUGAACAUGUCUCACCGCCCAAGUGCCGUAAAUCGUUACUUCCAUCGGAUACGGAGCAUGCGAGCACUCCGACCGGACGCUCGCACCGGAAAAGCAUCCUGAAAACACCGAACACCACCGGAUUGCAGCACGCUGGCACGCCAAAACGAAACAUUCAACUGUCGAACAUAGUUGAGGAGUGUGCGAACGGACGUCGAGUAUCGCGUGUGCUAAAGCUGUCGCCCAAGAAACCGGAUUCGGAAUCGGAACCGAUGGACGAACCUAAAACGCCUAAACGCAGCAGCCGAGCCUCACUCGCUGCGAGUAGCGCUACGAAAUCGACACCAAAAAGCGCGAGCAAGAUGAAGCUCAUCCGCGAUGGCACUAUUAAACCAGCCAUCCAUUCGCGGGAUGCUCCAUUGGAUAAUCAAAUGAACGAACUGGCGAUUGCCCGCGAGCGUCUGCACGUAUCGGCCACCCCGGCUAGCCUGCCGUGCCGCGAGAAGGAGUACGAAGAGAUAUACAACUUUUUGGAGGGUAAAAUUUUCGACGGCUGCGGUGGAUGCAUGUACAUAUCUGGCGUUCCCGGUACGGGUAAAACGGCCACCACGACGGCCGUAAUACGAGCGCUUCAGCAUCUGUCGGCGGACGAGCAUAUACCCAGGUUCGAGUUUAUCGACAUCAACGGCAUGAGGCUGACCGAACCACGCCAGGCGUACGUACACAUCCACCGGCAGCUGACCGGGAAGACGCUGGCCUGGGAGCAGGCGUACAAUUUGCUAAACAAGCGAUUCACCACCAAAGCACCGAGACGCACGACCACGGUGCUGCUGGUGGACGAGCUGGACAUUCUGUGCAACAAGCGGCAGGACGUGGUGUACAACCUGCUGAACUGGCCCACCAUGCCGACGGCCCAGCUGAUCGUGGUCACGAUCGCCAACACGAUGGAUCUGCCGGAGCGUUUGCUGAAGGGAAAAAUUUCGUCCCGCCUCGGGCUAACCCGGCUCACGUUUCAACCUUACAAUUUCCGCCAGCUGCAGGAGAUUGUGAUGGCUCGCUUGGUAGGAAUGAGCUCGUUCAAUAGCGAUGCCGUGCAGCUGGUGGCGCGUAAGGUGGCGGCCGUUUCAGGCGAUGCCCGCCGAGCGCUGGACAUAUGCCGGCGUGCCACCGAACUGGCCGACGAUCAAGCGCGAAAGACAGACCAAGCCGUUACAGUAUCCAUGACGCACGUGACGCAAGCACUGACGGAAAUGAUCACCAGUGCCAAGGUGCGAACGAUUCGCAGCUCGUCGCGCAUGGAACAGCUGUUCCUGCAGGCCGUUACAGCGGAAGUCACUCGUACCGGGGUCGAGGAAUGCAACUUCCUGGGCGUAUAUUCACAGCUCGAAGCGCUGGCCGCGUUUUCCGGCGUUAGCGUACCCAACCCCGGCAGGGCGAUGGCGAUCUGUGCCCGGCUAACGGCGUCCCGCAUACUGAUUUGCGAGGGCGGCAGUAACGAUAUUUAUCAGAAAAUUCUUCUAAACAUCAGCACGGACGAUGUGCAUUUUGCACUGCAAGCGAGCAAACUGCUCUAGGCAGGGGGGGGGGGAGUUGUUCUGGAAACAAAAGCUUGACCAUAGAUUUUAUUUUACCUAACAAAACAAAUAGUGUGUGCAUUAAAAGACUGUCUAUUAUUCUUUACGCAU
This is a messenger RNA of Anopheles stephensi (Asian malaria mosquito), 2829 nucleotides long. It is a transcript of the gene Orc1, whose product is annotated as origin recognition complex subunit 1. Gene Ontology annotation, biological process: DNA replication initiation; mitotic DNA replication checkpoint signaling. Gene Ontology annotation, cellular component: nuclear origin of replication recognition complex. Gene Ontology annotation, molecular function: ATP hydrolysis activity; chromatin binding; DNA replication origin binding. The record is from RefSeq and is a predicted model, not a curated record. Lineage: Eukaryota; Metazoa; Arthropoda; Insecta; Diptera; Culicidae. The transcript is spliced from 3 exons. The coding region runs from base 94 to 2718 and encodes 874 amino acids.